GAAGAAGAAGAAGAAGAAGAAGAAGAAGAAGAAGAAGAAGAAGAAGAAGAAGAAGAAGAAGAAGAAGAAAGGAAGGAUCAGCCUGAAAGAGAGAGAGAGAGAGAGAGAGAGAGAGGG
Engraulis encrasicolus (European anchovy) is the source of this 117-nucleotide messenger RNA. RefSeq lists its product as uncharacterized. The annotation marks the transcript as partial. The transcript is spliced from 2 exons. The record is from RefSeq and is a predicted model, not a curated record. NCBI's taxonomy places the organism in Eukaryota, Metazoa, Chordata, Actinopteri, Clupeiformes, Engraulidae.